GAAUUAAUGUCACAUUCUAGAAACACUUUUGUUCAAUAACCUUUUGGGGAAAUUCUGUAAAGAACCAUUUCCUCUCUUUUUCGAGGAAACAUAUUUUUUUCUCUACAGAAAAUGCAAGGCUUGCUUUUGAACUGGGAUUGUAUUUCACAAAACUGUCAAGCCGAACAUUUUAAUGGAAACCAUCACGCUCGUCUUCUUUUAAUGCUGAGAGAUUGAGGACAUCUGUUCCUUGAACUGUUCAGAUCGCUGCCUCCUGAACUUCACUUGAACGAUGAAAAUUUUUCAGCUGCCCUUAACGGACUCUGACUUGUCAGAGGAAUUGUUAGAUUUUUAUAAAAGUACAGGAAUAUUUUCCUGGAAACUGAGAAUAAUGCACCAAGGAAAAGCAUAAAGACCUGGAGGCUUGAGAAAUAAUUGGGUUCAUGUGCUGCAUUAGAUUCUGGAGCUGGUAGAUUAUCCUGGUAAAGAACAGAAUACAGAAUUUGCUAGCACUGAGGAACAAAAGUGGGGAAUAUAAUCUCUAACCGGGGUCCGAGGAUGGAUCCCAAUGACUUCAGGUACCCUUGCAAUGGCAAGCAAUCAGCACUGGAUAUUCAAUCUUUAGCCAAUAAUCCAGAACUCCUGAGUGAUAUUUGGAUCACUGCAGAAGGCCUGGGUGGUAGUAAGUUCUGCUCUAACAGGCUCCUUCAAGUCACCAAGAAUCUACGAGACAUAGAUAAAAAAUUCCAGUGUUUCCGGGAACUUUUACAGCAAGAUGGAGGCAUGCUUUCAGGCCCUGCUGAAAUUAAAUUGGCUGAAUUGCUCCAGUCUGUCUCCUGCUGUCUCAGCAAGUAUCCAGUUUUAAAUGCUUGCACCAUCCAAGCAGACAUAGCCUCUCUUAUCACAUGUGUGAAUGAUCUGAACAGCCAAGUAAAAGGAACUGAAAACAAAAAACGCUACAGUGAGAUUUUCCGAAGUUUGGAUGCCCUUGAAAUUUCAAUUGGAAAUGCGGCAAUUGAAAUGUUUAGUGAUGAUGCUGAUGACAACAGGAAUGAAUCUUCCAACCCACAGCCUGAAAUAGUACAGACAGAUGAACUUUUCUGUAAAUAUGAAAGAAAUUUGGAAGCAGCAGAUCCAGGAAAUAUGUCAGUUGAAGAAGCUGAUGAGAUGCUGAUCAAAUGUGAAGGUGGUGUAGAAGCAGCCCUAAGGUAUGCCAAAAUGUGGUGCAAAUACAUCAAGGAGCUCUUGAACUGGAUAGACAAACGUAUUACUUAUGAAAUUGAAUUUGCAAAGAACAUUCUGAAGAUAGCCGAAGCUGGAAGAAAUAUCAUUUUUUCUCAGAAUGGUAUGCCUCUCCAGGGCCUCUAUACCAUGGUCAUGGAGCAUGACAUAAAGGCAGGGAACGUAGCCAUUGAAACAGCUGGAACAUUGCAUAUGAAAGAAUAUUAUGAGCCUCUUUGGGCCAAAAGGAAUGAAAUUGAGAAAUGGCGGAAGGAAUUCAAAGAUCAGUGGCAGAAAGAACAGAAAAGGAUGAAUGAUUCCUUGUCUUCGAUGCGCAAAUCUCGCCUCCAUUACCUCCAGCGCUGUGAGGAUUUGGAAAAAGCCAAAGUGCAAAGUGCCAAAGCAGAAGAAGAGUUCCAGGCUAUCACAAGUAGUGGAAACAAGCAAUUGGAAAAACGGCGGCGUUAUCGAGAUGAGGCUCAGUUAAAGGUUCAGGAAUCAGAAGUCACAUAUAGAAGCUGUGUUUCUGAAUCCAACAAUCGUCGUCUUGAACUGAAAAAAGUCAGAGAGAGAAUUAUCUCUCACAUUCGCAAGCUAAUGUAUCAAGGAGAUGAAAUGCUGGUGAGGGUGUCCUUGAGGAUGUUCAAGCUCCAACAAGCUCAAGCAGAACGGAUCCCUGUAGGAUACCAGAACUUGACUGAAUUCUGCAAGCCCUACAAGAUUGGCGAAAAAUAUCUGGAAUUUAUUCAAAAACUGCCAAAAAAAGAGCUUCCCAUUGAGGUGUACAGAUUUGAAGAAUUUGUACCAGCAGGGCACAGGUCACCUUCUUCUGGUAGAAGAAAAAAUAUUGCACCUUGUUCUCGAAUUUAUUCAUCAGCUGCUGACCUCAACAACUCAUCAGAAGACACUUUUGGAAAGCCAUCUUCCUCAAGCAGUGAGCAAAGUGCCAACCAAUCUUUCUACAGUGACACAGAGAGCUUGGGAGGGAGCACUGAAUGCCAGUGCUUGGAUUCACCCACAUCUAGCCCAGGCCACAAGAAGUUGCUGAAAGCUUCAUCCACUGGAACGGUAUCCUCUUCAGAAGACUGUGAAGACAAAGAUUUGAUACAAGCUUAUGACAAUGAUCUAAAUGAUGUUGCAUCUGAAAAUGGCUUGUCCCAUUAUCAGUUUAAAAAAAUAAUCCUGUCAAGUGCUGCUCAGACUCAUCGGCUGAGAAAACUGAGGGGCCCUUCAAAAUGCAGAGAGUGUGAGAACUUCAUGGUCAAUGGUAUCGAAUGUGAAGAAUGCCUAUUGACCUGCCAUAAAAAAUGUCUGGAGACUCUUCUUAUCAAUUGUGGUCAUCAAAAACUGCCAGCCCGGGCAUCACUAUUUGGAAUUGACUUCAGCGAUGUGCCAAGGGAUUUCCCAGAGGAGGUGCCAUUUAUUGUGAUGAAAUGUACAUCAGAGAUAGAAACUCGUGCCUUGGGAGUGCAGGGAAUAUACCGCAUUAGUGGGGCGAAAGCACGCAUGGAGAGAUUGUGCCAAGCCUUUGAGAAUGGGCGAAGGUUGGUGGAGCUAUCAGAACACUCACCCCAUGACAUCACUGGAGUCCUUAAACAUUUCCUUAAGGAGCUUUCCAGCCCUGUGCUUCCGUUUAAACUUUAUGAAGAUUUCAUGGCUUUCUCAAGAAAUUUGCAGAAAAGUGGGGAUAAUUCUGAGACAGAUCCCAUCAAGACCACCAAGGAUUUGCUGAGCAAAUUACCAGCAACAAAUUAUAAUACUAUAAGGCAUCUUAUUGCUCAUCUGUACAGGGUGGCUGAAAGAUAUCAGGAGAACAAGAUGUCCCCCAACAACCUGGGCAUCAUCUUUGGCCCUACUCUGAUCCGCCCUCCCUGUAAUAAUGAUGUGUCCAUGUCAUGCCUGGUGGAUUCAGGAUACCAGUCCCAGCUGGUUGAAUUUCUUAUCCUGAACUAUGAAAAGAUAUUUGGGAUGGAUGACCUGCCUUCAGCUGGACUUUGUGACUGUGAAAACUCUUUGAAACAGGCAAAUACUAAUGAAGUUCUUUCAAGCAAUCAAAGACUUUCCAAUGCAUCUUUAGAGAGCUCUGCCUCCAAGCUAUGUUUGGGUGAAGAUGAUUGUGGAAGUGAGGACAGUUCCUUCACUGAGGUCAAGCAGAAAGACACCAUGGAGCAAACUGUCAACCCCGUAGAGCUGAACAGGACAAAUGACACAGAACUGCAAGACUUUAUACUUGAUCCAGAAGUUACUCUCAACCCGCAAUCCAGGGGACGCUUCAACCGGAUGCCAGUAAAACAUCCUCGUACCAUUAUCCCCAAAGUUUCCAGUCUGCCCCUGCUGGCUGCUGUUUUGUCUAAUUCAGAGGCAGUCAGUAGCCGGUUGGAGACAAGUCCAAGUAGACGCAGUGCCUCACCUGAUAUCUCUGGAAAGCGUAAACAUUUUUCAAUCACACCAGAAACUGCUAGGAUUGUUUCCAAGCUGCAGGCUCAAAAUGGAACAGAAGAUUAUUAUCAAGCUCAGCUUGGGGCAGCUCUCCAGGAAAAGCCUCUGGAUGCACUGGUAGAAAAUAAGACUGAAUCCCAAGCUAAAAUAUUGCUUGGGAAAUGAACUGGACAAAGGACUAAAAUCUCAAUUCUUGGAGAUAUUCUGAAAUGCAUACCUCUCAAAACAUCAGGGCUCUCUAGUGAAUUUGGAGAGCAAACAAAGCAGCCCUGGCUAAGUCUAAGAGGAAUGAGGUAUUUAUACGACUGUUCCCGAAGAAAGGGGUGAAGUAGAACUGAGCAGCUGAGAUACUAGAAACUGUAAACCCUGUGAAGCAGGCUUUCAAACAGGGAGUAUUACUGCAAAGGCACUGUGGAGCAGCAAAACAUUCCUAGGGAAAGUGGUGGGAAUUUUGCAGAAAUGGACAGAGCCUUGGAAAUAACUGGUGUGCCUGUUCCCAGUGGCCAUAUUGUACAGUAUGUUAAUACAUGGUAUGAGCGUUCAGGCUUAUGUUUGACAAGGAUAAUGUGACUGUGUUGAAACCACAUGAUGGAAAUUUUGAUCCGAUUACUAUCAGAAAAACGGCAUACAGUAUAUCCAGAAAGUUUAAAGUUAUCAAAUGAUCACUAAAGAAAGAUAAAUUCUAUGUAAAUUGUGCAAACCAAACCCCCCACCCCCCCUUUCGAAAUCUUGAAAUGCCAUUUCUCUAGCUUCUGAGCAACAACAUGUUUAUCCAUUAUCAAUCCUGGAAAUGUACAGUACUUGUUUUAAAAAAUGAAAUUUAUUUUUGGGAAGCUGAGUUCUGUAUUAAUUGUAUGUAUCUGCGCUUUUUAUUAUCCAUUUGUACAGAAUGGUCUAAAAAUAUAUUGGCUAAACAGUGUAGUGGUUCUCUACUGAGAACUAAUAUUAGGAGGAAAGUAUGAAUGAGUGUAUAUAAGAAGGCAAUGUAUGUUUCUUGUAGAGACUGCCUGGAUAAGGAGAUGGGGCAGGGCAGGUAGAUGGUUGAUGUGACGUUGCUGGAAUAUUUUCUUAUGAACAUGUUAACACCUAUAAGGUUCUCUUUGUGUAGAGUUGCCAGUAGGACAUUAGGCAUGAAUUUUUACAGGCAACUUCCCUCUAUAUAUAUUUCUUAAAUUCCAUCAACCAUCUCUUCUCACUUUUUGUAUAACAAAAUUGGUUGAGCAUAAUUGGUUGAGUUCACACAGUGCAUUAAAUUCUCUGGUGUGUUUUAAUCUUGA
This is a messenger RNA of Pantherophis guttatus, 4916 nucleotides long. RefSeq names its product GEM interacting protein (gene GMIP). Gene Ontology annotation, biological process: negative regulation of GTPase activity; activation of GTPase activity; signal transduction. Gene Ontology annotation, cellular component: plasma membrane. The record is from RefSeq and is a predicted model, not a curated record. Gene Ontology annotation, molecular function: GTPase activator activity. NCBI's taxonomy places the organism in Eukaryota, Metazoa, Chordata, Lepidosauria, Squamata, Colubridae.